CGAAACGUGAAUCAGUCGGCGUUGACGGUGGUUGACGGUAAGAAGUGGGCAGUGAGGUUUUGGUUCGUAGCACUUGUUGAAACGGAAGAGUAUUUGUCGUUAGUGCUCGUCGCCGGUGAAUGAAGCGGGCUAAUUGUUACGUGCGAUGGCCGCGUGCUACAGCGAGCAGGCAUCAUCCAGCUCGGGGAACAUAACGAAAAAGUCACCUGCGGUCGCGGCAAAACCGGUCUGUUGGCAACAUAGACUAUUCGGUAAACAACUGUCGCGGUGCAGUCAGGUUAAUCAGCAUCAGCAGGACACGAAAUCGUACGAUGCAAGUGGUACGCUCGUCGACGAAAACAGCAAGCCAACUUGCGAGGUGAUCGGUGUAUAUUUCAGUUUCAUUAAUCCCGGUGCUACCUGUGAUGACUUUACGCGUCAGCUGCUCGACUUGUACAAUAAUGUCAAUUCAACGUUCUCGUCAUCGUCGUCAUCGCAUAUGGAGAAUAAUCUGGACGCGGAAAAUUCCGGCGGAAAGUUAGAGAAAAGAAAAAGGUUCGAAGUCGUGCACGUGGUUCUCUGGAGUAACGUAACUGAUGUACUCGACUUCGAGGAGAGUUUUCGUGCACAUGUUUCCGAAUUACCCUGGCUGGCAGUACCGAACUUGGAUUAUGAAAGGAAGACCAGACUGACUCGGAGGUAUCGGAUAAAGGCCGGUGUACCGACUUUGAUUUUAUUGGAUGCUUCUAACGGCUCUGUGGUAACCAGAGGAGGCGUAGAGCGAACCAUCGGCGACCCCACUGGAGCUGAAUUUCCUUGGAAACCACCUCAUCCGAAGGCCGCCCUCGAAGAUGGACCUUUAUUAUCAUGUGGGACACGCGAUAGCAACGAACCCAUGCUGCACGAAGAGUUGCGUCAUUGCUUCAAGGGUGUUUACUUCAGUGCACACUGGUGUCCACCUUGUAAAGCGUUUACCCCACAACUUGUGGAUACCUAUCAACGAAUUCGAGAGAGAGGUCACGACUUCGAGGUGAUCUUCGUGAGUUCGGAUAGGAGUGAAGAGUCUUAUAACGCUUAUAUCGAAACGAUGCCUUGGUUAAGGAUACCUUUCAGUCAAGAGGAGAGACGACGAAAAUUAGCAAGUGCUUUCGACGUACAAGCAAUACCCACUUUAGUGAUACUCGAUCCUCGAGAUAAUAUUAUAACUUUGGAUGGUCGAACGGAAUUACUCGAGGAUCCGGAAGGACUGAAUUUUCCAUGGACCAGUCGUUUGGUGAACAUUUUAACAGAAAAAUAUGCUACAUCGUUGCACGAUGCUCCAGCAAUUAUUCUUUUCGUCGAAGGGGAUGACUGUGAGAUUCAAUUCGCGGAAAGCGUAUUAAUGCCAGCUGCACAAGCGUACACAAAAGAUAGACCUGAUUACGAUCCAACUUACGAUGACCCAGAUGAUAUUUUACAAUUUUAUAUAGCAUUAGAUUGUGAAACGUCUGAGAUUCUUCGCGAAUUCGUCGGUUUGGACGAUGCUGUGCCCCUUUUAACAGCGAUUGAUAUACCUCGAGGAGUCUAUGUGGUGAUGGAGGACGGUGCCGAAAUAACUGUAGAUUCUGUACAACAAUUUAUCGACGGAUUUCUUAACGAUAAAUUGCCUAUAAACAAAAUAGCAGCAGUGCACAAAACUGCUAAAAACGAUCAUGUUUCUACUUGAACUUUUAACGGCUCGAUCAAUUUUAUAGGAAAUCAUUGGGAAACCAUUCAAAGGAAGGAGCAGUUAGGUUUUGUACGUGGUCAUUAUACAACCACAAAAAUAAAGAAACCCCAUCCUCUCAUCAGUCCUGUCUCUGUGAUACCAUUGCUCCUUUCGUAGAAAGGAUCUCGCGCGAACGGGCGUUUGUAUUCGCACACCCCUUUGUGGAAAUAACCAAAAGACAUGUAUUAUGUAUCAUAGUCAAUAAAAACUGAGGCGAAUUGUAUUUUUAAGUGUACACAUGCACAUGUUAAUAUAUAAUAUAAUUAUGUACUACUUAAUAAAUGCUAAAUGAACACGUCGAACGUA
Messenger RNA from Ceratina calcarata, 2032 nucleotides. RefSeq names its product nucleoredoxin. Gene Ontology annotation, cellular component: nucleus. Gene Ontology annotation, molecular function: thioredoxin-disulfide reductase (NADPH) activity. The record is from RefSeq and is a predicted model, not a curated record. The coding region runs from base 146 to 1684 and encodes 512 amino acids. Gene Ontology annotation, biological process: negative regulation of Wnt signaling pathway; negative regulation of protein ubiquitination. Lineage: Eukaryota; Metazoa; Arthropoda; Insecta; Hymenoptera; Apidae. The transcript is spliced from 7 exons.